AGCUUUAGUGCAACAGUCAACAGCUUAACAGUAAAGCCGAAUAUUUAAGGAUAUUUCCAUCCAACGACUGGCAUCAGUUCGAUUGUAGCAACGAAACAGUUGAGAUCAAUCCACGAAACAGUUUGGCACUGACAUCAGUUCAUGGAGUAUCGUCGGCGAAUUCAAGUGAAUAAAAAAAAAUAAAAAUCUAAAAAGUGAUUUUACCAAAAGUAUUACCAACAAAGUGUAAAUCCCUUAAAUUAAUUGGCUUCUCCCUAAAUGAUGAUAAUUUACCCGUCGAUAUUUGCACAUCACAGAGCAUAUAUAUUUGAACAUUGUGCGGCGGAUAAAUUCGUCAAAUAUUUCACACAUUUAUUUUGCGUAUGAAAAUAUUAUGAUUUUGUUUUUCAAAUUCAUGAACAGUUUUGCAUAAAUCUUUUUUUUAAUGAGUGUAACAAAAACUGGCAAAUAAAUUAAAGAACCGAAAAAGUGUGUAUUGAAGAAUAAAAGUAAUUAAACAGUAUUUCUAUCGAACAGUAAAAUCAAAAAUUGUUUAGCAAACUUCAGCUAAAGUUCUUCAAACUUGAAGCCUUUUUGAGAUCCGUUCUUUGUCGUAUGUGCGACACAGAGAGGGAGAGGAACAAAUGAAUGAUAUAGAACGAAACCGAAAAAGUGUGUCAUGUUAAAAAUCAAGCCCUAAAAAGUCUUGCACGUACCAAUACCGAGUGGAAAACCAUUUUUCCCGUUUUUGGUGUGAAUCGGCGAACGUUUUUCGAACAGAGGCAAAAGAUACGAGUGUUCGGUAUUGCAAUGACGGUUUCAAAGGAAUAACUAAAAUGCAUCAGGACAAUUCAAAUGGACAAAUAUUUUGUGUAACACUAGUGGAAUGCUAUUCUGAGUGAUCCAUACCACUUAUCUAUGGUACUUUUGUCAACUAAAAAAAAAUCAACCGCUGAACACAACGAAGAAGAAAAAGCAACAGUAGCAGUAGCAGAAAAAAGUUCACACAAAACACAAUUGGGAACAAGCGCGCAGAUAGAUCAGUAGGCAGAUCAAUCAUAUUUUACACCACAACACCAAAUAAUGUACGGUUUGUUGUUGGAAAAUUUGGCCGAAUAUAUCAAAAUCAAUUAUGGCGAAGAUAAAUGGGAUGAAAUUCGACGACAAGCCGGCAUCGAUGCACCAUCAUUCAGCGUACAUCAAGUGUAUCCGGAAAAUUUACUUAAUAAAUUGGCGAAAAAAGCGCAACAAGUUUUAAAUGUGCCAGAAAAAGAGUUUAUGGACCAGAUGGGUGUGUGUUUUGUUAGUUUUGUAAGUCAAUAUGGUUACGAUCGUGUUCUGUCUGUGUUGGGCCGUCAUAUGCGUGAUUUUCUCAAUGGAUUGGACAAUUUGCAUGAAUAUCUGAAAUUUUCAUAUCCUCGAAUGAAGGCGCCAUCGUUUAUUUGUGAAAACGAAACAAAACAAGGUCUCACGCUACACUAUCGCUCGAAGCGUCGCGGCUUUGUUUAUUAUACAAUGGGACAAAUUCGUGAGGUGGCCCGACAUUUUUAUCACAAAGAAAUGCAUAUCGAAUUGAUAAGAGAGGAGAUUCUAUUCGACACGGUGCACGUGACAUUUCAAUUGACUUUCGAUAAUCGUGCAUUCACCCUGGCAUCGCUAGCAAUGACACGUGAGGAAAAGCACUUGCCAAUCAGUGCAUCAGUUCUCUUCGAAAUAUUCCCAUUUUGUGUUGUAUUCGGAUCCGAUAUGGUGGUGCGUAGCAUUGGAAAUUCAUUGCUUGUCAUUCUACCUGAACUAGUCGGCAAAAAAAUAACGGCGUGGUUUGAUUUGGUCCGACCCUUGAUAGCUUUCAAAUUCCAAACUAUUUUGAAUCGAACCAAUAAUAUAUUCGAAUUGGUUACGGUGGAACCGGUGCCAGAUCGUUUGGAAACACUCAACAAAGAUAUUCUAGGCAGUGAAAUUGAGGGAGAUGAAAAUCGAAAUCUACGAUUGAAAGGUCAAAUGAUUUACAUGGAAAAUUGGAGAAUGAUUAUGUUUCUAGGUACACCAGUGAUGCCGGAGUUAACGUCAUUAAUAAAUACAGGGUUAUACAUAAAUGAUUUGAGUAUGCAUGAUUUUAGCCGUGACUUGAUGCUGGCAGGUACACAGCAGUCAGUUGAGCUGAAAUUGGCAUUGGAUCAGGAGCAGCAAAAAUCGAAAAAAUUAGAGGAAUCAAUGCGUAAAUUGGACGAAGAAAUGCGACGAACCGAUGAAUUACUAUAUCAAAUGAUACCGAAGCAGGUGGCGGAUCGUUUACGACGUGGAGAAAAUCCAAUUGACACCUGCGAGAUGUUUGAUAGCGUUUCGAUAUUAUUUUCGGAUGUUGUAACCUUUACGGAAAUCUGCAGUCGAAUCACUCCAAUGGAAGUUGUGUCAAUGCUCAACGGAAUGUACUCGAUAUUUGACACACUAACCGAACGCAAUAACGUGUAUAAGGUCGAGACAAUAGGUGACGCUUAUAUGGUGGUGUCUGGUGCGCCCGAAAAAGAUUUCAACCAUGCUGAAAAAGUCUGUGAUAUGGCCUUAGAUAUGGUGGAAGCAAUUACUGAUCUCAAAGAUCCAUCGACUGGAACUCAUUUGCGUAUACGGGUGGGUGUACACUCCGGUGCGGUGGUUGCCGGUAUUGUUGGCCUGAAAAUGCCGCGCUACUGUCUGUUCGGUGAUUCGGUUAACACAGCUAGCCGAAUGGAAUCGACCAGUGCCGCAAUGAAAGUGCAUAUAUCUCAAUCGACGAAAGAUUUGCUUGGGCCAAAUUAUCGAGUGAAAGAACGCGGCGAGAUUGAUGUUAAAGGUAAGGGUGUUAUGAAAACGUAUUGGCUUGAAGAACGGGAGAAUCGUCCCAAGCUGGGGCACAUCACACCGCAAACAAAUACCCCAGUGCAAUCGUCAAUCGUGAUGAAUUCGUUGCGGCGCGAUUCAUUAAAAGAUCCUCGACGACGAAGCAAUUCGGUGUUUGGCUACACGAGAAAACCAAUUAGCCCUCCACCACCAGCCAUCGAAGAUCGGCAUCGCAUUUAUUCGCCCGUUAUGUUUGAAGACGUUGCAAUGCAUAGUAUGUCAGGUUCGCCGGUAAAAGGGACUUAUAGUCCACCACGUGGUCGUGAUUCACGUUCGAACUCAACGGGACACGUUUUCAUGCAUAGUCCAAGCGAAUUGUUUGGUUCUUUAAUCAAUGAUACCGAAGAGUUCUUUGAAGAUAUAACGAAUAACCGCAAAGUUGAAUCGGCAUCUAAUUUACAAUCAAGUGUGCAAUCAACACCAGCAUUCAGUCCACGGCGAAUACCAAGAGCGUUUAGCUCAGGCUCUUCUUCAAACAUGCUGCCCCCAUCAACAGCCCCACCGCUAAUCAGUAGUUCGACCUCAAGUGCGGGCCGUGAUCAACUUACGGCAAAAGAAAUGAUUGACUAUAGCCGACCGUCGACCUCAUCGAUGGUGCAACCUUCUAUCCACAACUUAACCAAACAAGCAAAUUUGGCUUUGGCUGUUGUGAACCACCGUUCAAAUGAAUCCAUAAAUAAGGAAAUUCAGAAGGUCGACAUUAACAAUAUACCUUCAAAUGCUAGUCAAGUGAAUCGAAAGUGUCCAAUGAACUCAAAAAAUUUGCGCGCUUUCGAGCAAAUGGAUAAAAUGAUGGACGAUAUUCUAGUGAAUGACAUAUCUGGUAUGUGCCCAUUUAAUUUUGGAUCGCAACACCAUAAACCGCCACCCAACUCAAAAUCGGAUGGACACAUUUGUCGAUCGAAUAAAAACUCACAGAAAAGCGCCGAUUCCGCCGCCAGUAGCAGUAAAAUGUCGAAUAGCCAAAGUUUUUCGAAUAAUAAGUCACAUCAAUGUUGCUCCGGUCACCAGAAUGGUCGACAUCGCGUCCAUUCACAAUGCAAUAUCAUCUAAAUGCCGUAGAUGGAAAAGAGGCCCCUGCCGAUGAAUACUCUACUGUGCACAGCAUGUACAGUACAUCAUAAUUCAUGCAUUGCUCAUUUAAAUAUGCAAAUUCUAUUGUUUUGUACAAAUAUUUUGUAUGUCCUUUGACAAUAGUGAGACAGCAACGCCAUGGAAUAAGAUACUUGAGUGAUUAUUGGGAUUUAAAUGGAAUCAUUCAAAGUAUAAAGGAACGAAAUAGAAUCGGCAAGGAAACAAAUGAUUCCUAUUGAAACUGGAUUGAAAGGUCGAAUGAUGUGUACCGCGAAUUCUAUCAUUAUUAUGCAUUUGUCUGUAUCAUUAUCAAUCAGAUUGUUUCCAAUCGCUAAUGCAUUCAUACAAAAUAUUCAUAGUGACAAACAAUGAUCAACAUUGAAACGAAAAUCUCAGUAAAUGGUAUAUUUAAUGUAGCCUAAGGAAAACACAACAAAUGAAAAUGCCAUUCAGGAUACAAUGGACAAUAAACUGUAGACAAAACAGUAAAACUUGUGAACAAUUUUUCUUGUAUUUAUCAUAGUAGCUGAAUUACGAUACAACAAAUCAAAGAUAUUCAUAUUCAAUUAAGUGAGAAAAAUCAAUUAAAAUUGAAAAAGAAAACCGAAAAAAAAUUGUUCAAACGAAAAUGAAGCGGAUUGUUUUGUUUUUCAUUCCAUUGUUUUGCCGGUCAAAAUGGAAUACCAAUUGAAGGAACCAGAAUCGAUAUCGAUUUUAGUAGAUAGAAUGAUAAAUUAGAAAAGUGCAAUCGAAUUGAAAAAAAAAAACAACAAAAAGAAUUAAAAGAUGAAAUCGUUGGAACUGUCACGUUUCAAAGAAGCAAAGCUUUAAUUGAAAGUCACUUUGUUGAUUUUGAAUAUUUUAACACAAUACUUAGUAUAGAAAUUCACGUUUUUAAAUGAAUGUUAACUGUUGUUGCAACAAAUACAUAUAUAUGUAUAAAAAUGCUAUUUUAGACUAAUGCUAUUUAAUGACCACAUCAAACGAAAUGGGUAAUUUUCGCAUCGAUACUAACACGGAGAAUGAAAUAUAAGACAAUGAACUACUACUUCGAACUGAACCAAUUCGAGAAACAAAAUUGAAUGUUGUCGAAAACAUAUAUUAGGUAUUUUAAUUCUCGGUUUUUCUAUUUCACUCUUUUCAGAAUUUUGAACGAAAAUUUAGGGUUGAAAUUAACCGAAUUUUUAGCAAUCGGAAUUGGCCUAUUCAAUUUUUAUGAAGUUUACUUUCAUUUGACUGCUUUUUUAAAGAAAAAAAAAACUAAUAUUAUGAUUGCUCAAAUGUUUCGAAAAUAUGCUCAACAAACAAUUGUAGGCUGAUUACACAUCAAUUUAAUUUCAAGAGAAAAUUGUGUUUGGUUUAAGGAGAAAUGGAAUGUAUCGAAUAUUUUGUUUGUGAUUUGUGUUGUUGCUACGAACAGUAGGUUGUUAGAUAAGCCCAAAUUAGGAGGCACUAUAACUUUUUCUUUUCUUCAAACAAAUACAUUUGACAAGUGUCACCGAGGGAAAAGCCUUGAAUUUUAAGAUCAAAUUUAAUUAUAGUUACAAAGGAAAGAGAAUAUAGACACCGAAUAUCACCAUCAAAACAAUAAAACAAUGAACUAUUUUUCGGAUCUAGCUGAAUUUUUGUGGAUAGUAUCACAUAGAGAAUCAAGAAUCUAUCGAAUUGUUCGCCACAAAUCGAAUAAUAAAAACUUUAUUUAUGUGUUUUCAA
Sitodiplosis mosellana (orange wheat blossom midge) is the source of this 5643-nucleotide messenger RNA. RefSeq names its product soluble guanylate cyclase 88E (gene Gyc88E). Gene Ontology annotation, cellular component: guanylate cyclase complex, soluble. The record is from RefSeq and is a predicted model, not a curated record. Lineage: Eukaryota; Metazoa; Arthropoda; Insecta; Diptera; Cecidomyiidae. Gene Ontology annotation, molecular function: heme binding; guanylate cyclase activity; oxygen sensor activity. Bases 1063 to 3909 code for a protein of 948 amino acids. The transcript has 14 exons. Gene Ontology annotation, biological process: cGMP biosynthetic process; nitric oxide-cGMP-mediated signaling; response to oxygen levels.